AUGAUAGUGCUGUAUUGGAUCAGCGGUGACCCUAGGCGUUGCAAGACAUUGGUGUCGAAUAGAAUAGGAGCAAUCCUGGAGGCAAGCUCGCCAUCGCAGUGGAGACAUGUUCUUACGCAAGAAAACCCAGCAGAUUGUACUACACGCGGACUCACCCCUUCCCAGCUGAAACACCACACGCUUUGGUGGAACGGACCACAUUGGCUGCAGCUUUCAGAGGAGCAUUGGCCAGUCAAUCCAGUUCAGUCCCCAAAAUCAGAACUUAUUUCAGGAGAGCAAUCCUUAAAGCACAUCGGAGCCCACAUUUCCUACGUCAAACGAUUCAUUUAUAAUACUCGUCACAAAAAAGCGGAUAGACUCACCGGCCCUAUUCAGGUAUCUGAAUUUCAACAGGCUUUGUUCGCACUGGUGCGGAUGGUUCAACAAGAAGUCUAUUCGGAAGAAUUAUCAAGACUACGAUCCAACAAAUUUCUAUCCAAACACAACAAACUCAGCCAACUAUCACCGUUUCUCGACGAUGAGGGGCUCAUGAGAGUUAAAGGCAGACUUAAGAAUGCUUUGCAGCUCUCCAUUUCUCAACGCACACCAAUAAUCCUUCCAAAGGCCCACCACCUGACGAUUUUGGUUAUAAGGAACGCUCAUCACAACACCUUACAUGGCGGUGUGCAACUAACUUUAGCUACAAUUCAUCAAGUUUUCUGGAUCGUCAACGGUAAACAGGCAGUAAAAAGGAUUCUGCCAUAG
This is a messenger RNA of Drosophila biarmipes, 744 nucleotides long. RefSeq lists its product as uncharacterized. The transcript has 2 exons. The coding region runs from base 1 to 744 and encodes 247 amino acids. Lineage: Eukaryota; Metazoa; Arthropoda; Insecta; Diptera; Drosophilidae. The record is from RefSeq and is a predicted model, not a curated record.